UUUGUUGCUUUUAUAUACUUGAAAGACAAAUUGGCUCUCUCCUUGCACCAGAUCGAGCUUGGAUCCUAACAGAAUAAUCAUGACCACGGAUUUAUCAUUAGUUUAAAAACUCUUCUGAGAAAUAAGUGUGAACAUUUGUACAAUUAUGUUCCAGUCUAAUGAAUCCGAAAGAAAACGCGAAGAUCGGAUUCAUUUUAAAAGUACAAAGACAAACAGUCAGCUCCAAUUUACUUUUCUGAUGUCUGAGAAAACUGAAAAAUACACUUGUGAAAAUUAGUAAUCGAUUUAACUGUUAUUUAUAAAUAUUUAAAAUGAUUUUAAAAAGUUCAUCGCUUUGACGAUGUUGAAACCGUCACUUUACGACAUUCAGUCGAGGUGGGUGCGUCUCACUACUGGCAGUCUCGUUGCGCAUGCGCACAGUCCCAUGUAUUGAAUGGCAGCGGUUUAAAACAACGAGCACACAUUCCCAGGAAUGUUUUGGUGUCGAUCGAGGAAGUGUUUGCGGAUUUACCAACUUUCUUGACCAUGGAUUAUUGACUUUGUGGGUUAUGUGUGUGAAUUAGGCACGAGAUACGCCGUUCUGAUGUCUGGAAGAGUCCCUAUUCAUGCGCACCUGUGUGAGGGGUUCAGUUUGCUCCCCCUCCGCUGUAGGGUGCGGGUGAAGUGUGUCGCUAGCCCCGCCGUAUUAUCUCCGAAAAGAUUUCAAGAGAGGAAGUUAUUUCGCGUUGAAGUGAAAAUGUGAAUGUAAAAAAUGAGCACGAUGAUUCGAAAUAAACCGCUACCACCGCUCAAGGGUCCACCCCCAAAACCCAAACGUGAACCUCGACACUGGAGUCAACAAAUUCAAGAGACAGUUUCUUCGGCCAUCCACGAGGAAAGUUUGAGCCUCACUCUUAGGGGCGGCGCAGAUAGUGGGCAGUUUGUUAUUCUGGGAAGCAUAGACCACGAAAAAAUUUCUUAUCAUGGAGAGAAAUUAUACACAGACGACAUUUUACUGGAGGUGCAGGGCCAAAAGGUGUCGGGAUAUACUCUGCGAGACGCAACUGUGUGGAUUAAACAAGUCAGCCAAAAUGGGGCUCCGGUGAUGAUUAAAACAGUACGCCCAGACUUUCUAACAAAGGACCUGAGACAGUACUUGGCUACACGUUUUCCCAAAGGCUCAGUGGAUCAUGAUCUCCAGCAAACCAUUCGAGAUAAUUUGUACAUGCGUACUGUUCCAUGUACAACUAGGCCUCCAAGACCAGGGGAGGUUAAUGGUGUGGAUUAUAACUUUCUGAGCUUAGAAGAGUUUGCUGUUCUUGAAAAGAGCGGUGAACUCUUAGAGAGUGGGAUAUUUGAUGGUAAUCAUUAUGGUACUCCAAAACCUCCAAAAGAACCAACUUUGCCAUUGGUGCGACGUUCCAAUUCUAUAGGGUUACCUGGUGGUCAGUCUAAAGUUGGGACAGAAGGGCACCAAAGAAAAAGGAGUCGCAGUGGUUCAGAAAUGGUUCCAGAAGUCUUUGAAGAUGAGUAUGUGCAACCAUUCACACGUAAAAAGUCACUGGAGCGUGCCCACAGUUCUUCCAAUCUGGGGCCAUUGCCGGCAAACUGGGAGAUGGCCUUCACAGAGGAUGGUCAUCCAUACUUCAUCGAUCAUAACAAUGAAACCACUCAUUGGCUAGACCCCCGCUUGGUACACCUGCAGAAGCAAGGUGCACAAGAUUGCAGUGAUGAUGAAUUGCCUUUUGGCUGGGAAAAAGUGGAAGAUCCUCACUAUGGGACAUACUACAUCGACCAUGUGAAUCGACGCACACAGUAUGAGAACCCACUUCCUCAGCCCAAGAAAAAUGGAGUUGAAGACCUGAAUGGCACCAGCACCUACCCUCUGCCCAACAGACCCUUGCCGGAGAUGUCCACAAAGCGCUCCAUCAGUGACUCCAGUAUGAGUGGCAAAGUUGCUGCCACCAAAGCAGGCGAGGCGAGGAAGCCGUUCUUUACCAAGAAGCCGGGUGAGCUGCAAGGGGAGUUGAUCAAGACGACGCUGGUCAAGAGCCUGCGGGGCUUCGGCUUCACCAUCAUCGGCGGCGACCGCGCGGACGAAGAGUUCCUUCAGAUCAAAAACGUCGUGCCCAACGGCCCCGCCUUCCUCAACGGCAAGCUCAGGACAGGUGAUGUCAUCGUGUUCGUCAACGGAACGUGCGUGCUGGGCUACACGCACCAGGACGUUGUCAGCCUCUUCCAGAACAUCUCUCCUAGCGAGACAGUCACCUUGGAGAUUUGCCGCGGCUACCCCUUACCGUUUGACCCUGAUGACCCCAACACAGAGAUCGUCACCACGGUGGCCGAUCUGCCCCAGGACGGCCCCGUGACCGAGACCGGCCCAGCCUACAUCAGUCAGGGCCCUAGCAUGGAGUUCCUCAACACAUCUAGCCGCAGCUUGAAGUCGCUACCAGAUUUGACUCGCUCUGCCAACAUCAACUCCAACACAUCGUCACAAAACAGUGUGGCCGGGGAACACAAGAUGAUGGGGCAUGGAAAUGGGCCACCAGACUUGGUCAGCCACCCGGGCGCCCCCAGCAAAGCAGAAGAGCUGCACAUCAGUAUCGUCCGGGGACCAAUGGGCUUUGGUUUUACUAUUGCUGACAGUCCUUAUGGACAGAAGGUAAAACAGAUUCUGGACCGUCCUCGAUGUCAGACGCUGGCAGAAGGUGACCUUCUGCAUAAGAUCAAUGGCAUUGAUGUACGGAACAUGACACAUGCACAGAUAGUGCAGGUCCUUAAGGAUUGUCCUAUUGGUGCAGAGACACAGAUCAUUGUUCAGCGUGGAGGUUUACCAGUUCAUUCAAAAAAGAAAAUGAAAAGUUCCCAGAGUUUUGAGGACCGACCCCAGUUGGAGAAUGAGGUGAACCAGCUCAACACACCAGGGGCAUACUUUUUCAUGGGCUCAGACAAUGAUGCACAUAACAACAGCAGCAACAACAACAACAACGAGCCAAGCUUGCCAGAAAAACUGGAUGAUAGUUCGGGCAGUAGUAGCGAGCCAGAGCCCCCUUUGCCUCCACCCCCACCUGAGCUUGCAGCAGACGACAUUGGCGAUAAGACAGAUAAAGAUCCAGUCCUGCCACCUGCUCCAGAUGCAGAUGAGAUAGAUGGUGUAAAACCACAUGGAAAAAUUGUGAACAGUGAGAUGCGUCCAAAGACCCCAACCUUCUCGGGGAUGGAAUCUCGACCAAAGACACCAUUGCAGAAUCGCCCAAAGACACCAACAUCGCAGGGGUAUGGAAUGAAUUCUGAUGCACGAGGCAAGCCAUCCUAUGGAAACCGGUCUGCCUAUGACAUAUAUGAGUCCAGGUCACCAGAGGAAAACCAUGUGACUAAGUUUUCAGAAGGAGUUUCCAAUGAACGUGGACAUCAAGAAAAUGAAUAUGAGAAUUCUCACGUUGGCACAAGUAACAACAUCGAAAGCUUAUAUGAAAGGGCACGACCUCCAACAGGCCCUCGGAUGGAUCCCUUCCGCCAGAAUGAUAUUCGAUUGGAAUCUCGGAACAGACCAGAAUAUCGUGAUGGACAUGGGUAUGGCAGGCAGAAUGAGGGGGAUGGAUAUGGUUACGGGUAUGCACGUGAUGUAAAACCAGGUCAGUUCCGAAGUCGGACACCAGGUCCAGAGAUAAUGGCUCGUGGGGGGCCCGGGCCUGACUACAGGACGGAGGCACAUCGACCAAAGACACCCACAGCACAGGACAUGCGUAGCAAAACCCCAAUGCCAACAUCACAUACGUAUGGUGCCAAUGACUUACGGCUAGUGGACGGUACACACCCAAUCCCAACAUGGAGUAUGGGCGGUAUGGGCGACCGGACUACAACCGUGGUUGGCCUGAUUUCAGCUCCACCAGUUGGUCGCCGGUACGAUUCAUUUGAAAACCCAUCUUUGAACCGUAGUUAUGGUGGAGAGCUGGCACGUACCAUGGGUGUGACCCCAGCCCCAGCCUUUGGACAGAACUCACCCCGGGGUGCUGGUCACCCUGUCCGCCAGAGCACUUCCUUUGAGACCCAAGAUCCAACACCCAGCAACCUCACUCGCAUGCCUCGACGGCCUGCACUGGGGAUGACGGGAGCAAGCUACCCUCUUCCCCCUGCGGGGUCUGCUGGUCAGUCGCCGCGCAGUCAGAGUCGUGGCCCCAUUGACCAGGAGGCAGGUGGAGGCACUUUGGAAUUCACUGUGCAGCUGCACCGUCAGGAGUCUGGAUAUGGCUUUCGGAUCAUUGGAGGCACAGAGGAAGGCUCACAGGUGUCUGUUGGACACAUUGUACCUGGUGGCUCGGCAGAUCUGGAUGGACGUUUGCGAAAAGGAGAUGAAAUAAUCCAUGUGGAUGGUCAGUCGGUGCUGAACUCCUCUCACCACCGUGUUGUACAACUAAUGACUAAUGCUGCUUUAAAUGGCCAUGUGACACUUGGCAUUCGUCGCCGACUUAAUGCCUACCAUGAUGUUACGAGUAGCAGCCAAGGAGCUCAGUACCCAUACGAUGUUACUGUAACUCGACGAGAGACAGAAGGGUUUGGUUUUGUAAUUAUUUCUUCUGUGACGAAGUUGGGCACCACGCUAGGUGAGUUCAUAGAUGGAAAUGACCAAAAGGUUCGGGUGAAAGAAAAGGGUCACGGGUGCCCAUGGAUUGGCCGAAUUCUGGAAAACAGCCCAGCAGAACGAUGUGGUCGACUACAUGUGGGUGAUCGCAUCAUGGCUGUUAAUGGGAUGGACAUUACCCACAUGCAUCAUGAGGACAUUGUUAAUCUCAUCAAGGAGUCCGGGUUAUCUGUCGUCCUGACCAUAGGCCCUCCACCAGAUGAUACUUCCAGUACUGCCAGCCCUUCACAGCGAAGUUCACAAGGUUCCAUGGUCAAUGCCUUGGCUUACCCAGCAGGGGGAGAGCAAGAUGGUCCACGCAAGCCUGAUCUCUCGCCAAGUCAUGCAGGCUGGGAGAGAGUGAACUUAGGGGGUACAGUAGAAAGGCCACGUGACUUCAACAGGACACGAUUUCCCAACCAGCAGGGUCCAGAGGAAGGAGAGAUGUACUCUGUUGACCUCCAUAGAGGUUCAAGAGGCUUUGGGUUUUCCAUUCGUGGCGGACGAGAGUUUAACAACAUGCCCUUGUUUGUCUUGCGCAUUGCUGAGGGAGGAGCCGCAGACUUGGAUGGGAGGCUGAAGGUUGGAGAUCAGAUUCUUGAGAUCAACAACCGCUCAACAGACUCCAUGACACACACAGAAGCCAUCGACAUUAUCCAGAGUGGCGGAAACUUUGUGCGACUUCUUAUGAAGCGCACUGGCAAACCUCCACCGACUUUUGAGGGCACACCAUCUCCUGUGGGUCGUUAUCCGCCACCUCUGUCUAAUGGCCCUAUUGGACACAGUUCACCGCACCUUGGCCGGCGACAGAUAGACCGCGAAGACUACUUCCAUAGCUACCCUCAUGGCCGAACUUUUCAUAAUUACUGACAGGAGAAUGCCAACAACCCAUCUCACGCCAGCUGGGGUAAUGCUGCAAGCAAGCUAACCACAAACUGGCAGACAAACUUUUCAUGUCUGUGAGCUUUGCUGUGCUGCGCCUGGGCAAAUUUUGUGGAGGAUUUGCAAAUAUUUUUGUACGGGGUCAAGACUGUUGCCAUGUUCCAGGAAAUAUCAGGAAAGACCCCAUGUUAGUGCUUCUGCUCACUGUGUAAAAUGGAAAUGUUUGCAUGCAAGUGUCAGAGCUGGCCUCUGGAGGGAAGGAGCAUGAAGAGGACCGGCACUGCCCACGGCAUCCUCAGUGAAUCUCAAUCAAAACUGGCUGGUGAUUGCAGCCAUAUCAACAAAGUCCUGGUGACCUUCACAGCACUGCAGAGAAGCUUCUUGUGGAAAUUUCUAGAGUUGCAAGUGUUGCGAUGAUGGGUCCAAAAGGAACUAGUUUAGUAUUUUAAAAAAAAAAACAAAUACCAGAGGCAGCUGUAGGGCAUCACAAAAAAUUUUUGAUACCAAAUAGCCAAAAUAAUUACCAAUAGCUCAGCAAGGUUCUUCUCUGUGUUACAUGCAGCUGAAAGAAGCCGUGCCAGCCUGCAUACAUGAUUCUCAUCAUGAUGUGCAUUUGGGGGGAAAAAAAACAAAAUCAAAAAUCCAUCCCUUCAUCUUCUUGUGUCGAAGGACAGAUAUAUGGGCAAUACACCAGUGCUUCCUUUUCAUGUGGUUUACCGAACUUUAAACGCUUUUAUGGCAUCUGACUUGCCAUGCCUCUUCUCCACCAGGAAGAGAUGGUUCCAUGCAAUUUGGAUUUUGUCUUAUUUUCAUCACUUUGCUAUCAUAACCAUCAGUUCAUUUUCUGUCCAAACUAUAUAUUUUUCUGUUUUGAUCAUCAGACAAGCUUUGGAGCUGUUUUUCCAGUGAACUGCACAGACAUUUAAGAGCUCCUCCCUACCUGGAACUUUUCUGUUUCCAUGCAUCCAGAAUAUCACUCAUAUCUUGUUAGAAUUUAAAGUUAUUACCGUUGGGGAUUUUUCUUCAUUGAUUCAAAGUAUGCGCUUCUAGUUGUGUAGACCUUAUUUUGAAAUACAGUAUACACAGUUUUAUAUAUAAUCAGUAGUUCCCAGUGAGUUAUUUUGCAUGAAGCCACUGGUGCGGCUGAUGUCUGUGAUGUGAGUUUGAGUGGUCUUGUUGGUACACUGCCGUCCUUAAAUGGCUUCAGAUGUGUGAGAUAUUGCCAGAACAAUAGCGUCAUCUUUUAUUACAUACAGUUUGUGCAUUUGGCCUCUUAUGGGAGUUGUUCUUUUAUUCAGGUGUGCUAUUGGGGCAUAUUUGUGGAGGUGUAGGUUGUGCAACUGUUCAAAUCAGCAUCAUCAAAAAAACAGAAUUGGUUGGCUAAAUCGUCUAGCCUUGGACACUAUAAGAAACAGAACAAUAGGGGGAAUUUUAUUUUUUUUAUCUUUGUGAACUUUUGUGAUGGAUCAAACCUUUCUUGUCAUUCAUGUACAGUUUUACAACAACUGUUUUAACUUCAUAAAAAAAUACUUAAGCUUCACAAAAGAACUCAGCAUUUUUUUCUUAUCCCACGGAUGCGUAUAAACAGUUACUGGAAAAAAAUCUUCACUGUUAUUUGUGCCAUGCCUCAUGCUGGAAGAUUAAGCAAAGACUUAUUUUUUUAACAAUCAUGUAUAGUGUACAGAAGAUGGUGGCUCACCUGCCUAGUACAGUGAACGUGUGGCUACCAGAUGAAGUAACCCUACUAAAGCAUACUUGUGCUGGUCCUUUGACGUGAAUUGGUAUGUGUGCUGAAAAAAGGGCCUGUGAAGAUGAAUUGUGUUCAUCCGUUUUGUAUUCAUUGGUGUAGGUCACAGGAUGCAUUACUUUGAGAAUGUUUGUCAUCAUCACCACCCAACAUUUAACUAGUGUUGAAGGGGGAUGUGAUUAACAUCAGUUGUCUACCAGCUGUUCACCAGCAUGAUGUUAAGUUUUAAUCUUGAAGAAUGUUUAUGCAUCAUUUUUCCUGCUUUAUUUGACAAGGAUCAUCUGUGUUACCAUAUCCAUUUUAACAUUUGUUACCAUUUCUAGCAUGCGAUGUCAGUGGCUUAGCAACCAGAUGAGGAUGAGAAAUAAAUUAUAUAAAUCUCCUUUAGAGCAAUAACUUUACGCUUGUCCUAUCGCCCUAUCAUCACAUGGUCCAAACAUGAUAGGGUGGGUGGGGAAGAUGGUUAUAUCUGAGAUGAAGUUUUGCCUUAACUAAUUUUAGUAACUUUUAAGGAAAUAUAAGAGUUAUUAAGCAGGCAUUAGAAUUCCUGUGAAGCAGAAGCUGUUUGUGAAUGCUGUGUUGUAGCUGGUAUGUGGUGUCAGCAUGGUAACGAAUCCCACCUAAAAAUAUCACACAAGUGCAUUAUUUGCAACAUGCCAAGCACAUCUUUUACACACCAGGACAAUCUGCAAUACUCGUUUUUAAAGGUUUUAAUGUUCACAGUGUGUGUGUUACAUGUGUGGACUGCAGAAUCAUGUUAUCGCUUCUAUUCUCUUCUUGCUGAGUGGGGAAGGGCUGUGAAGGGACACUCAGAGUCUGGAACAGAGUGUUAACUCCAGGUAUUCUGGAUUAUUGCAUCCACUGUGGACAGUGGCUUUGAUUUCAUGCUGGAGAGCCAGGGCUAGAGUGUUGAUGUACUUUGGUGUGCUGAUCUCGUGAAUGAGUUGUAGGCUGACAAAAAUUAGCUUCGUUAGGUAUGCAUGUGCUGCAUUGUGUGUUUAUGUGUAUUAUCAAGAACAAACUACGUACUAAGGACACUUGCAUUCACAGACUGAAAAAAACCAUUGUCACAUCUCAAGACGAUGCAGUGACUAGUUUUCCAUGUCUUUUGGGGGAAUUUUCCCCACUUGUGUGAUUUUUUAAUCAGACAACUCAUCUGAUAUCAGACCACAGCGGUCAACCACAAAGAUGGAGGGGAUUGAAAGCCUGUACAUCUUAUUUAAGGGUUAACGGUUUGGUUCAGAAGGCUUCUUUUACGAUCCUGGGGUGAAAAAUCCUAGAGCUGUUUUUUUGGCUGUUUAGACUUCCUAUUGAAGGGUGUGAAUGCAGUUAUGCAGGCAAGAAUUAAAUGCAACUCGUGAUGUCAAUACUAGGCAACCAGACAUGUUUGAUGUCUGUCUGCCCUUCAUGAUCAGAUGUGUUUUACUUGUAUUCUACCUCUUGUACAAUUUUGCAAAUCUUUGUAGCCAGAAAUGAUUUCUUUGUUACCCAUAUUUGGUUGAACUUGAUGCAACAGGGUUGUAGUGGUAGAUGGCCAUGGUAGAGUGUGGUCAGUUCACCAAGCAGCUAUGCAUUUGUACAAGAUUUUCUGCAUGCUUGGACAACAAGAUCAGUGCUUUUUCACAUGGGCUCUUAAAAACUCAUUGCAGUAACUGAGCAGUUUUAAAAUUCAUUAAAUCAAAGCUACUUAAGAUAAACUCAGACCAUUAUUUUAAUUUAUUAAAUUUUGCAUUCAAUCAUUAAUUCAUGCAAAAUUCAUUCAAAAUCAUCUUUUUUUUCUUUUUUGCUUCUUUUCUGAAAAUUUAUAUAUAGAACAUAUCCCUGGCGAUCUCGGAGUUCAGCAUGUUUAGUUUUGCCCAUGCUUGCUAUUAAAAAAAAGAUGCAGGUACUAAUGUUAGAAGAAAAAAAAGAGAAAUUUUCUUAUCUUGAUAUGAAAGCACAGCUGUGCUGCAUAUGUAGCAUGCAUUUUGUAGCAUUGGAAGAUGAGAGAAUGUGUAAAAGUGCGCGAGCAUGAUCCAGUGGUUGUGGGCUGCUGUCUGAAGUACUGAGAAGAAAACGUACAGUGAUGAAAUAAAGUAUACAGAAGACUAGA
Molecule: messenger RNA, 9321 nt
Organism: Pomacea canaliculata
Lineage: Eukaryota; Metazoa; Mollusca; Gastropoda; Architaenioglossa; Ampullariidae
Product: membrane-associated guanylate kinase, WW and PDZ domain-containing protein 1-like
Biological process (GO): signal transduction
Cellular component (GO): cytoplasm
Molecular function (GO): protein binding
Source: RefSeq, a predicted model, not a curated record